CAAUUUUUUUGUCUAUAAGAGGCGCUGAUAAUGGUUGUGUACAUGGUUGUGUAUAACGCAGUGAGGGCCUCAGUUCGAGCAAGGUCUUUUUUAAAGUGUGCUCACCAGUCAACGCAAUUAGGAAAGAAAAAUGGUUCUUUAUUCUAUGACAAGAACGCAACCAACCCACUUGGACACUCGGCCGGGUGAGCGCAACUCCGGCCAUGUGUGAUUGGAUCAUAGCCUCGGUCGGAUAUCCACAGUGGAUUAGUGCCCUUGAUGUACUUCUGUACUCCGAGCCUCGAAAGAUGCUCGGGGGAGUGCCGUGAUACUGUGAAAACGCGCAAGCUGGUGAUAGCGUGAAGGCGAUCUUUACAUUUGGUCGCCGCAGCUUCAGGGGACACAGAUAUCGCCCAUUACUCUUGACGUGUGUGCCGUCGCUGUUGCGCGCCGACGAAAAGGUGCGUGCAGCACAAUGCCGCGCAGCUGUGUUGUCCCGACGUGCGAGUCGAGCUUCAGGAAAGACCGCAACCUCGGCUACCACGAGUUUCCGUGCGACGCGGAACGCCGGCAAGUGUGGCUGCGAAACAUUUUCGGGGAAGGACCCGGCGGGAAAACCACGAAGUGGGUACCGAGUGACAAAUCGCUGGUGUGCUCCUUACAUUUCACGGAGCAAGACUACAGGGCGACCAACAAGCUCAGGCUGCUGCUGCCGACCGCUGUGCCAACCGUGUUCCCCGCUCAUCCAAGCUGCACCACGACCCCCUCUGUAGAGGAGGUCGUGAGCUGCACGACUAAGAAAGCUGUCGUCAGAGGCACCCGUGCUCGAAGGAAGCGGCCGCGACCAAAGGGAACGGAGAACGUUAAGCACGCUCGUGGAGCAGGCAAGCGGAUAGCCGGUCAAAACGACACAGUGUUUGACCGUCACGAAGGCGCCAUAACGCCUCGUCAAUCUGAACCAGCGGUGGAAAACUGCGACGAAAGUCCGUCCGUGAAGGAUGAGACGUGCCCAACGCGCCGCCUUCAAGCAACGAUCGCCCUUCUUAGAGGGGAGCUACAAACGCUGCAGUGUAAACUCGAUGAAGCCGAAGAGCGAGCUCACUUUUAUGAAAAUAACAAAGACAUUGACUGCUUUAUGAGGGUGCUCGACGCUGCUGCUCAUGGUGACGAGACUGCCGUGUCUAUUAUGAACCAAGUGUACAGCUUCCAUGGAGAGGCCGAAUUUGCUAUUUUGGGAGGGCCUGCUCAAGCAAGGCCUGUGAGCAUGCAAGAGCCGAGCCCCCUCAAUGGUACAGACAUGUUGGCCACUGUGGGAGUGAAGUUGGAGUCACUUCACUAAUGAAAAACGGCACUGACAAACGAAAGCCUGCGUGAUUAAUUUCAGGAUCUUGGUGCAUAACAAGACCUUCAUCAACCACAUUAUCGAUGGACUGGCCACAAACACGACAACCUUUUUGACCCUGUUGACUGGUUUUUAGGAUCACUCCACAGUCCCCCCAAGUCAUUUGCCAUGUUUUGUUUUGAGAGGCUUCUAAAUGCCUUCCUAUGUCGGAUAUUUUUUUACUAGAUGCUUGAAAAGCAAUGAACUUUUUUCCAUGACAAUGGACGUGCUGAAAGCGGCUGAGGAGGUGGGCUUUUGUGUUGCGAGUAUCGUGAGUAAUGCCCCUCAAAACCAGCAUUGCAUUUUUCUAAUGCGAGAUAGCAUGUGGUGCUGCACCCCUUGCAGUCUGGCAACUCUCUCUCUUUUUCAUGCUCUACACGAACACUUGGAUGAACUUUCUAGAAAGAAAGCUGAUGGAUGGUCACGAAGUGAUUUGAGAAGGUGUGUGCCACAAUAAAUUGACAGUGAUGUGAACUUCUUGCAUGUCAAACUGGCAAGAUUACUGUUGCAUUCUUAUGAGGAGCCAAACGACUUCAAGGAAGAUUGGCAAGUACAACCCGUGUUUCUUCAUCCAUCGUGAUUGGGACACCCAAGUAUCUUCAAGGAAACCGCCACUACCAUCCAGGCACGGAGAAGAGUUUCAGGGGUGCUCGGCCAUAUUGCCUUCUUGCAUACGUGUGCGAAGCGGCAUGUUCUUCAUGCUAUUCAUGGUUCAGCUUCGCAGCCGACAGAUGAGAUCACAGAGACAGCAAUAGGAGCCUUUAAUAACAACAGGCGAUGACUGAUUUUCAUGGCAGAAAGCACACAUCGUCUUCUUAAAAGGACUUCAGCGUUCUGGCUGCAGAUCAAGUAACCACCUCAAACGAAGCAUACAAGGCUGCACCCCUGACUACUAAUUCACAGUGGCAUUGAUAAAGUACCGUCUUUAGCAUGUCAAGUACAGGGCAAGGAUCAGCUGCAACUCCACAGCCAAAUGACAGACUGUACAGAUAAAUAAUGACAUUAGCAACAGUCACGUGAACCACCUAAGGAUCAAAGUUACUGGAAAUUGUAACUUGGUAUGCGUCUUUGUACUCGAAGUAACAAAGUGUCCAGAAGGAACAAGUAGGAAAGUGUGCGGCGUUUUUGUUAGCAUUCCUGUCACACCUAUGCAAUGCUGGGAACUGACAUGUGGAGCAAAAGGUGACCACAGUGUAGAAGUUUGUGAGGUUUCUUCAAGCUCUUGUUGGAACUGCUGCUUGAAAACUGGACACGAAGUAUGAAUUUGUGAGUAGAUGUGGCUUGUAUGGCUAGCCCAGAAGCUAGCAUCGAGGAAAGUUCCAUCCUUGCGAUUCUGAUGAUAGUCUUCACGGGGAAUAUUUUUUGCCAUAACUGGGCAAUAAAAUAUAUGCAACUUGUA
Molecule: messenger RNA, 2759 nt
Organism: Dermacentor andersoni
Lineage: Eukaryota; Metazoa; Arthropoda; Arachnida; Ixodida; Ixodidae
Source: RefSeq, a predicted model, not a curated record